CGCCCCUUCCGGUCUGCCGGAUUAUGAAUGACGUGGGGCGGGGGAACUUCCAGACACAUUGCCUCUACUUUAUUUUCGUCCCCUUCCCCUGGUCAGACCCUCGCUGAAGGCGAGUGCUCCUCCUCAGGCCGCGGCUUCCAGAAGUAGCCUCGGAAUCCCGGCUCGAGCUGGGCGGGAAGGCGCGGUGGCCCGCGUCGCCCGCAUGCUCCCGCGCCCUCCCUGCCUGGCCGCGCCCCUGCGACCAGGCAACCCAAUGACAACAGAAAAUGAAAGGCAUUAAAAAAAGCCCUACAGAAGAAUCUCUGUACCUGGAGUACUCUCACCAGACAGAAGGAUGCAUCUUUCCCCUCCAUACAUCUGUAACCUUGUUUUUAUUAUCAUACUGUGAAUGCAAGGUCUUCAACAUUUGCUUAGUCCUUACCGAAGAAAGUACAGAUACUUCAUUCCUAAAAGAGGCACUGCCCCAGGACAUGGAAAUACAGGUCAUUUCAAAGCAGGAGCUCCCUCCGAUAGUCCAGAAUUGUUGCUUGCCUGCCGUGGUCGAUCAAACUGACAUUUUUUGUAGAGCAGGACUUGCUGUUGUCCUAAGACACAUAAUCCAAAAAUCCUAUGAAGCUGAGCCCUCAAGAAAAGAAAUUUUGGAACUUCUGGGUUUUAAAAAGACUUGUUUGAAAGCCUGUGCUGAAGUUAGUCAGUGGACCAGGCUGUGUGAACUCACCAUCCCUUUGGCUGUUGAGAAUUUUCUCCAAGAGUCCUCUGACCAGCCCCCAACUAUCCCUGAAGAAAUACUAGAGCUGGAGAGAAAGCUCAGCGAGCCUGUCAGAGUACACAAUGAUGACAAACUCCGAAGACAGAAGCUGAAGCAACAGAAGGCUGCUGGCAGUGAGCCUCCCUCUGGUAAGGGAAAAGCGAAGAGCAAGGCGAGUGCAAAGAAGACACCCAAAGACGUGGCUGGUUCCUCCAAGAAUCUAGAACUGAAGGUGGCGUUCUCAAAGCUCACAGUACAAGAAGAUGCAGCUGCUACCCACAGGGAGCCUUCUCACGUCAGGAAAGCCAAAGCGGCUGACCUUCCGCCCCUGGAGCACGUGUUUGCAGAAGGGCUCUACUUCACCUUGGCAGACAUCGUGCUUUUGCCCUGCAUUCACCACUUUUUGGUAAUUAUUUGCAAGAAAUUUUCAGAGAAGCUGGAACAGUUUCCACUGCUAACCUCUUGGUAUCAGAGGAUUCAGGAGGUGCCAAAAGUCAAGACAGCAGCCUCUAAAUGUGGGAUCUACUUUCUGUACUUACCAGAACUGCUGAACUCUGCAAAUAGACAGCCUGUGAAUUCUAAUGAAGUAGCAGCUGUAGAUGAGCAAAGUGAUCCUUUAUUUAUAGGAGGACCAAGACCGACUAUGACCAAGUUGAUGGAAAAAGGCAUUGAAGCGACAUUCUCCCCACACCCUUGUCCUGCUUGGACCCUGGACUGGAGCAGCCUUCCUGUUGCCGUCAGCCCGAAGGAAGGUAAAAUGUCCACUGAUCGAGCUUUGAGGAAGCAGCAACAGUUAAAUAACCUUGUCUAUCUGGUGCUAAAUCAAGCCAAACCUGGUGACAGAAUUGUGGAUUUCUGCAGUGGCGGGGGCCAUGUUGGAAUUGUUCUUGCUCAUAUGCUGCCCUUGUGUCAGGUUACAUUAAUAGAGAACAAGGAAUUAUCAUUAAUCCGUGCUAAGAAGAGAAGUGAUGAACUUGGCUUAUCCAACAUUUGGUUCAUUCAAGCAAAUAUGGAGUAUUUUACAGGAAUGUUUAACAUUGGGGUGGCCCUGCAUGCUUGUGGAGUGGCAACAGACAUGGUGAUCGAGCACUGCAUCCAAACACGAGCCUCCUUCAUCACAUGCCCCUGCUGUUACGGGUUCAUCCAGAACACGUUGAAGUUUAAUUUCCCAAAAAGUGAAAAAUUCAAGAAAACUUUAUCAUACAAGGAACACAUGCUCCUCUGCAGAUUUGCAGAUCAGACAGCUGUCCAGCUUCCACCCCAGCGGAGACUCAUAGGGAAGCAGUGCAUGUGCCUGGUGGAUCUAGACCGAGCAACAGCAGCAGCAGAACACGGCUACUCAGUUCAAGUGAUUUCUAUGGAGCCAGAGAGCUGCUCUCCCAAAAAUAACAUGAUUGUGGGUGUCCCCGUGUAGAAUGGGGGCACUCACACUUGAGGUUUUGCCAUUGGGUGCGUGAGGAAAGCCCGGAGGCGGUCAAGGAGUUGUUGGUGUGUUCCUGGAAGCAACACUGAGCAUCCUGCGCCUGCUGAAAAAGCGAAGAUCUUGGAAGAGGGAUGCUCCAGCUGUGUGCGCAGAACAAUGACUGGCUUCUGAGGGCAAUCCCCAGAGCCUUAGCCGCCAGAGACUUCCUCAGUGGCCAGGUGCCAGGUGUCCCUCAGUGGAACCAUUUCCUCCCAUUCUCCUGAUCGUGUCAGUGGGAUGCUCAACCCAGGCUAUGACCUCACAGUCUUCACUUUAUAAUCUUUAGAUAUUCAUACUUGGUGAUCAGAACUAAAUUCAAGGUGGUUGUGGUUUUUAUAGUUUUAACGAUGUAUCUUUUUUAUAGAUUUUUUUAAAUCUACAAUGGUAAAUUCAGUGUGAUUUUUUUUUCUUUUUUAAAUCUGAGAUUGAUUGACUUUGCAUAUCAUGUACUAUUCUCCUUUUAAAUAUUUGUCCCAUAAAUUAACAAAUAAGUUUACUACUGGUUCGAAGACUUCAUGUGAAAAUUUAUAAGUCAAUUGCACUAAAUUAUAUAUUCUAAAAGUGGGAUUUAGAUAUAAAUUUUAACUAAACAGUAAAUUUAUACUUUGUUUAGUUACAAAAUAUAACUAACAAAUGCUAGGGUCUAUUGUUCUCAAAACCUUGGCCUUGUUUUCUCUGAAAAACACAAGAAUGAAUUAUAUGAGGUAUAUUGUUUUGCCUUCCAAAGGAGAUCGUCUAGAUCAAGAAGAGAAAAACUUGGGGAAAAAACGAACCGUUUCCAUUCUAUAAUCAUGCCAACAUGAACAGCCGUGUGUUUGGGUGUGAGAGUGCGGACCCUGAAAGCCCAUUCGGACACUGCUAGCUGCCUGUGUUUCCUUUCCAGCAGCCAGUUUUUUAAAUUACAGAUACAGACAGCUGUCUCCUGUGUGCUGCUAACUCUAAGUCCUACAGUAUUGGCAUUAAGAUUAAUUACUUUAUCUUGAUGUUUUCAUAUCUAAAGAAAAAAUCUUAGAGUUUCAUCUAGCUGUCGCUAUGCUUUAAAAUGCAUGAAUAAUUCAUAAGGUGAUAUGGAGGGGAACAUUGUUAUUCUAUGAGACGAUUUAAGAUGAGAGACAUCAUGAUACCUAUGUAUUUUAUCCAUCGGUACUGUUAACUACAUCCUGCACCAUUGUUUUAAAUUGAGAUAUGCUUUGAUACAAUAUAAUACAUAGAUUUUUGUAUUCCUAUUUUAUUUAAUUGAAAAAACUUUUCAUACAAUAUAUUGUGGCCGUGGCUCUCC
This is a messenger RNA of Mastomys coucha (southern multimammate mouse), 3489 nucleotides long. It is a transcript of the gene Gstcd, whose product is annotated as glutathione S-transferase C-terminal domain containing. The coding region runs from base 267 to 2162 and encodes 631 amino acids. The transcript has 12 exons. The record is from RefSeq and is a predicted model, not a curated record. NCBI's taxonomy places the organism in Eukaryota, Metazoa, Chordata, Mammalia, Rodentia, Muridae.